Molecule: messenger RNA, 390 nt
Organism: Aspergillus melleus
Lineage: Eukaryota; Fungi; Ascomycota; Eurotiomycetes; Eurotiales; Aspergillaceae
Product: NADH dehydrogenase [ubiquinone] 1 beta subcomplex subunit 7
Exons: 3
Coding region: 1-390 (129 amino acids)
Cellular component (GO): mitochondrion
Source: RefSeq, a predicted model, not a curated record
AUGACCGCGGACCGCAGGGAAGACCAGCACUACCGAAUAGCUGCAAACCUCGUUGUCGGAUGUCCCCGUCGUCAGAACGAUCGAUACCAAACCCCCAAUUCUCACGCCAACAUGACCGUCGCCGAAUCGGUUAAAAGUGCCGUCGGGCUCGCAGAUACCACUGCUUCCCGGCAGGAGAUGUCCGACGCCCGCCUCCCCAUCCAGUACCGGGAUACUUGUGCACACCUCUUGAUUCCCUUGAACCGAUGCCGGCAGCAAGAGUACUACCUUCCCUGGAAGUGCGAGGAUGAGAGACACAGCUACGAAAAGUGCCAGUACGACGAAUUCAAGAAGCGCGUUGCCAAGAUGGACGAGCUGCGAGCUGCUAAGGAUGGCGCUCGGAGCAACUAA